This is a messenger RNA of Umbelopsis ramanniana AG, 375 nucleotides long. RefSeq lists its product as uncharacterized. The transcript has 3 exons. The record is from RefSeq and is a predicted model, not a curated record. NCBI's taxonomy places the organism in Eukaryota, Fungi, Mucoromycota, Umbelopsidomycetes, Umbelopsidales, Umbelopsidaceae. Bases 85 to 297 code for a protein of 70 amino acids.
CAGUGAUAGCUCAUUUGAACGCCAGGACCAGGUAAGUUGACUUUCGGUUAUGGAUGAUGACAUCAACCUUAGUGGCGAGCAUUAAUGUUAAUUUUCUCCGGUGAAUGCUUAAGUUAUAUAGACUCAAACUUGGUCUGCAACAUCUACGCGCUCCCCAGUAUACUGCUGUUGCCAUGGAUAGCCGAUUUGAGCAUUUGGUGUAGAAGGUACAGCAAGAUGAAUGCCAUUUGUUUUUAUGACAUAAAUACGCAACUAGGCUAUAAGAUUCUGUACUUUAUGCUCGCAUACAACAAAUGAAUUCAAAAUACCGGCUAAAGAUGCUCGUUCAUAAAAAAAUUAAAGCACCCAUCCUUAAAACCAUAUCCGCUAUGAAGA